This is a messenger RNA of Lodderomyces oxycetoniae, 1791 nucleotides long. RefSeq lists its product as uncharacterized. The transcript has a single exon. The record is from RefSeq and is a predicted model, not a curated record. Bases 1 to 1791 code for a protein of 596 amino acids. NCBI's taxonomy places the organism in Eukaryota, Fungi, Ascomycota, Pichiomycetes, Serinales, Debaryomycetaceae.
AUGUACAGUGUUGAGUAUCUAUGGACCGACGAUGACCUAGAUCCAAGUGAGUAUGAACCCCUUUUCCCCAUUGCAACACUCAGUGUUGUUGUUGUAUCUCGCAAUAUCGAUCAAACACUUUCCAAUUAUGUUAAAUACAUGGACCCCUGGGUGAAUCAAUAUCCAUGGAACUACAAGCAACCUGACUGUCAGGCACGUGUAACUGAUAAUAUUGAAUAUAUAUAUGGUGAGUUUCAACACCAUGGUCAUACCCCAGAUAUGGAGUUGUUUAUAGCGAUGCUUUUGAACUUUACCAAAUAUGACACCGAUUGUUUUAUCCAUGUAUUUGAUUCUUUGGAAAUAGAGCCUAUAUUAGUGCUCUGCCAUGAUUGUUUACCCGAUGAGCUACAGAGUGUCACUGGUGGCAGAAAUAGAGCAUGGCUACACAAUGACUCAGUUAUCGUGUUGAACCAACAUGAUGAUGAAGAUAGGUUUUUGAUGUUGAAAAGGGCAAUAUAUCAGAUAUUUAAUGGAGAUUGGACUAGGAGGGAAGACUUAACAAUGGCCGUGAAAACACAAUGUUCAAUAGAGAAGGGAUUGGGUCACGUACAUGAUGUGACUUUCAAAUUACCUAUAUUACCAGCAAAGGUAAUUACAAAAGACCUAAUGAUGGUGGCGAGAAGUUUAGCAGCAUUAGAGACGAUUGAGGAAAUUCAAUUGAUAGAAUUUGAUGACGGCGUCGAUGUUACAGUACCUAUGAAUGCCAUGAACUUGGGGACAUUAAUAACACUAGGGUAUCAAUUUAGAAAUGACGGUAAUGAUGAGGAGGGGGAGGGAAAGGGAAAGAAACUGGAAUAUAUAAUUGGUGGACUUUUGCUUGCUGGGUUGCAUAUAUAUUAUAAGGGCAAGCAAUUGCCAAAAGUUCCAGAGAGCAUAACUAUCAAUUCAAGAUAUGUCUUGCAAGAUGAAUUAAUAAAUCGAGGGAUAAUUGAAAAGAGAGUGGAUGAAGAGAAAGAUUUACUUGAUCUUCUUUCCAAUAGGGAUUUUUUACCCAAUAGUCAAGAUGAUGAGGAAGAGUAUGCGGAAAAGUUGCGAAAUAUAUUUGAACAGGGGUACGAAAAUAUGGAAGCAGUAUUUGAGGAGGAAAAAGAACAAAUGGAGCAGGAUGAUGAUGAUGAUGAUGAUGAUGAUGAUGAUUAUGAAGGAAUAGGAUUAUCUGAGGACUUGAAAGAUUUCCGAUGGAAAUAUUACGACAUGACUGGCAAAUGGCUUUCGGUAGAAGAAGUUCCUAAGAAAUACGAGGAAGUUAAGAAUUCAAUGAUGCAGUCGAAUAUUGACUUUCGUCACGGUUUUAAGGAUACGGAGUUUGAGGACUUUCCAGAAUUUAUGGAACUGGAGAUUGUCUUGAAUAUGAGUGAGGAAAAGAAAGAAAAGAAUAAGUGUGACAGGGGUGGUACUCAUCAGGGAGAUAUGUCAUAUGAUGAAUACGUUACAUUAAGGAAAACAUUGAAAAAAGAUGCUGCUGAAUCGAGCGGAUAUUCGGAUGAAGAUUGGGAGGAUAUAGAAGAAGAAGAAGAAGAAGAAGAUGAUGAUGAUGAUACAGACACAGAUAGUGAGAACGAGGAAUUAUUGGAACUAUACGAUGAAAGACCAAAGUUGGAGUCGUUAGAUGAGAAUAAGACAGGAGAUACCGAUGAACCAGAAAUGAAACUUUCACAAGAGGAAAUUGAACAAUUGACUAAAAAUCUUCAACAAAUGCAAACAAACGAUAAGACCAAUCUUGAGCUGCUUUUCAGGAAAACAAGGAAAUAA